AUGAGGACCAUAUUUACUAGCUACCAAUUGGAGGAAUUGGAAAAAGCAUUUAAAGAUGCCCAUUAUCCAGAUGUAUAUGCAAGAGAAAUGCUAUCAUUAAAAACGGAUCUUCCGGAAGAUAGAAUUCAAGUUUGGUUUCAAAAUAGAAGAGCUAAAUGGCGAAAAACCGAAAAAUGUUGGGGUCGUAGCACCAUUAUGGCGGAAUAUGGUUUGUAUGGAGCCAUGGUGAGACAUUCACUUCCACUUCCAGAGACAAUAUUAAAAAGUGCAAAAGAAAAUGAAGGGGUGGCUCCAUGGCUAUUGGGAAUGCAUAGGAAAUCAUUGGAAGCAGCAGAUCAGUUAAAAGAUGAUAAUUCAUGCGGAAGCGAUAAAGAUGAAGUUGCAGAAACGGAUAAAAGUGAAGAAAGCAUAGACGAAUCCAAAAUAAAUAAUACAGUUAAAUUGAAUGCUCAAGAAAAUAAUAAUAACGGAAUUGGAAAAAAAGAUGGUGGAAAUUCUCGGGAAAUUCAAAUUCAACAACGUCAAAUACCGUCUACGACUUACGAAAGUAGGUAUCAAACCGAAAGGACUUCUAGUCAGCAGCAACAGCAACAACAACAGCAACAACACCAGCUUUUAUGCAACGAAAACCUUAUACAAAACGAAAGACUCACCGAAAGAACGUCGUCACUUCCGACAGAUCCGGAAGAAUUUCGAAACAACAGCAUAGCGUGUCUGAGAGCCAAAGCUCAAGAACAUCAAGCAAAACUUUUGGGCUUUACAACUGAUGCUUUGAUGUUGGUUAAUUCGGGUCCGAGAAGAAAUUUGGGAUGCGAUGCAAACGCCAACAGCAUCAAUCAUCAUCAUCCUCAUCAAUCGCACCAACAAACGACGGAUAUGCUUAAUAAUUCAUCUGAUAAUUCAUCCUCAUUGUUUUGA
Pediculus humanus corporis (human body louse) is the source of this 918-nucleotide messenger RNA. RefSeq names its product Homeobox protein CHX10, putative. Gene Ontology annotation, molecular function: DNA-binding transcription factor activity, RNA polymerase II-specific; sequence-specific double-stranded DNA binding. The transcript has 4 exons. Gene Ontology annotation, biological process: regulation of transcription by RNA polymerase II. Gene Ontology annotation, cellular component: nucleus. Bases 1 to 918 code for a protein of 305 amino acids. NCBI's taxonomy places the organism in Eukaryota, Metazoa, Arthropoda, Insecta, Psocodea, Pediculidae. The record is from RefSeq and is a predicted model, not a curated record.